CUCAACUCGGCACCGACAGGGACGCGAAUGUCCAAGUCGAGGACCCGCAUUCCAACUCUAAUAUUUGAGAUUCUACUUCAGUAUCACAGCGUCAGCAAGCGCCCCCCCCCGCGUGCCCCCAUCGCUCGACAGGUCACUCGAAUAUGGCGAAGCGGGUAGCCGUUAUCGGUGCCGGCGUGCACGGCAUCGCCGCUGCAAAGACCUUUAUGGAGCAUUCCCACGAUGUGGCGGUCUUUGAAGGAGCCGAGGACUUGGGCGGUGUAUGGCGCCCGGGCAAUAACUAUCCAGGCCUGCAGCUGCAGUCCACGGCCGACAUCUAUUCCUACUGUGACAGCGGCGGCACGCCACGCCACUUCGCCCGCGGCACCGAGCACCCGCCGGCCGCCGCAGUGUACACUUACCUGCGCGACUACGCCGCAGAGCAUGGCGUCACGCCCCUUAUCAGGUUCCGGACGAAGCUGGUGCAGGCGCGUCCCACCUAUGACCGCAACAGCAGCUCGGGUACCGGCGGGGUGAGCGGUGGUGAGGAGGCUGAGGAGCCGGCGGGUGCUACCCCCACGGGCUGGCAUCUGACCCUGCGCCGAUACACCGGUCCUCCCGGAGAGCCGAAAGACGCGGGCCCCUGGGAGGAAUUCGACCACAACUGCGAUGUGUUGCUGAUAUGCAUCGGCUGCUUCAACGUGCCCAAGACGCCGCCGUUUCCAGGCCAGUCCGAUUUUGUGGCGGGCGGCGGCGUGGUGGUGCACUCAUCGCAGCUGCAAUCCCUCUGCGGCGGCCGGCAGGCGGCACUGGAGGACGUGGCCGUGAUGGACGCAGCGCUGGCCGCAGACCAGAAGGCCGCAGAGGAGCGGAGCGGGGGCAAGGGCAAGCGCGGUGCCGGCGGUGGUGCCGGCAAGCCCGAGACGCACGUCACCGCUGCUGCUACUUCUGCCACUACUGCUGCUGUUGUGCAAAACGGCGGCACGUCUUCCGCGGGAGGGCCGGGGCCUCAGCAUGCGCGACCCGGCUCGGCGGAGGCGGCGGUGCUGGCCGCGGCCUCGGCCCGGCUGGCGCAGCUGGUGUCUGGCAAGCGGGUGGUGGUGGUGGGCAAUGGCAAGAGUGGCGAGGACGUGGCGGUGCUGAUGGCGGACACACGCGCCGCCAAGAGCGUCACGUGCCUGUACAAGGAGCCGCAGUGGUCUGUGCCGUACUACCUGCUGGGGCUGGUCAACUUCAAGUACCCGCUCACCACGCGGCUGGGCGACUCCAUUACGCAGAAGCUGCACGCGCCGCCGGGGCUGCUGGGCUGGCUGCACCGCGCCGUGGGCUGGUCGCAGUGGCGCCUCAUCGAGCGCCUGGUCAGCUACCAGCACGGCCGCGCCAAGCUGGGUGUGGUGCCGACGCACGCAGUGGAGCGCGGCCUGGACUGCACGCUGCACGCCGAGCCGUUCGGCUUCUUCACCGCUGCACAUGAGGGGCGGCUGCAGCUGCGUCAGGGCCAGCCGGUGGCGCUGGGGGCGGGCGGGCGGCUGCAGCUGGAUGAUGGGGCCGAGAUGCAGGCCGACCUGGUGGUGCUGGCCACGGGCUGGGGCCGCUCGCUGCCGUUCCUGCCGCCCGACCUGGCCUCCAAGAUCAUGCAGCCCGACGGGACCCUGCAGCUGCACCACGGCAUCUACCCAUACGAGAUCGGGGGCAGCAGUCUGUUCAUACUGGGCUGGAAUGUGGGUCUGUUCCAGGCCCUGUUUGCCGACGUGGCGGCGCGCUGGGCGCUUGAGAUGGUGGAGGGCCGCCUGCGAGUGACCAAGGAGCAGAUGCUGGCCUACCGGACCAAGCUCUUCGCGUGGGCCGACCGCUGCUUCAUCCCGCGGGCUGCUGCGGACAUCCGGCGCGGCUGUGUGGCGGCCUACAGCUAUGAGCACGUGGACGACAUGCUGAAGGAGAUGGGUGCGGACUUCAAGUCGCUGACCAUGGCCGAGUACCUGCAGCUGUACAUGACGCCGGUCAACGCAGCCCUGUACGGCAAGGCCAUGCGCGCAAUCAACACCGGCAGCAGCCGCAGCCGCUGAAAGCGUGAAAGGAGCAAGGGCGGCUGAAGGAGAGCAGGGGUCUUGUGAUGGAGCUGCAGCAGCACAGGACACAUUGGAACAUGUGGAUGGCCCAAGGCGACUGGGCUCGCUGUUGUGCAACUGCUAUGGAGGUCAGGGCCUGCUGACAGAGGUGCUGUGAGUAGUACUGAACGAAUGGAUAGUUCACUGCCAGUGAUGACGACGCUUGGUGAGGUGAUGGUACAAGCUAUAGCACGCCCGCUGAUGACACAUCGGGGGCGAUUGAGAUGCCGUAUUGCGAUGUCCGUACGUGCAGAUACGUGAGGCUUACUGUGUAUGGCCUGCAUGAGCAGUUUCCUCCCUAGGGGGCUGGUCGUGUCUCCGGGCGCGUGUGCUUGAGUGGCGUGCUUAUUGUUCACACGUGCAAGCUGAGUACCGGUCAGCACGGCCAGGCAUGCAAUGGUAUUAAGCAGAUUCAAGCGGCUUUCGGAAAGGUGACCAGGUCCUGAGCAUGGCGCCGCAGCGGGGGCUUUCUGGGUGCGUGACUGUGCGUGUGCCAACUUGUGUGCCAAGGGCUGUGAGGCGGCCCUUCGGAACCCUCGCGAGUGCCGCGAUGUUUAGGUUAUCCACCUCUCGAGCCUGCAUGUAAUAGCAAUCGCUA
This is a messenger RNA of Chlamydomonas reinhardtii, 2685 nucleotides long. RefSeq lists its product as uncharacterized. The transcript has 14 exons. The record is from RefSeq and is a predicted model, not a curated record. Lineage: Eukaryota; Viridiplantae; Chlorophyta; Chlorophyceae; Chlamydomonadales; Chlamydomonadaceae. Gene Ontology annotation, molecular function: NADP binding; N,N-dimethylaniline monooxygenase activity; flavin adenine dinucleotide binding. The coding region runs from base 144 to 2045 and encodes 633 amino acids.